CCCCCAAGGACCUUACAGCCGCCGUGCAGCCCAGCCUGACCCGUCACCGCUGCGGCCAGAGAGGCCACACGUUCGUCAACGGUCGCCUUCCUCACCUUCUUCCCUACCUCUUCCAUACCGCUCUUUCUGCUUCCCCCUUUGCGGCGCGGACCCUGUCACCCGCCUGAUCCCCGUGCGCUUUUUCUCGCUCUCUCGCUCACUCUCUCCCUCGUUUGAACAGACGAAGAAGCGACCCUGUCUACCUGCAUCCCAUUCCCGCUGUCUGGAACGAACCCGCUUUAUUAUCACCAGAGCGCUGGCUGUGCCUGCUCGUUUCCAUCGUCACGCCACCGGCCCCCCCCAGCCCAGCCCAGCCCAGCACAGCGUCCCGUGGAGCCGGGUCACUCCCUGUUGCCACCAUCACAGUUCGGCAUUUUGACUCUGCCGCCGCCCAUCAGCUCAGCUCAGGGUCCUCCAUUGCAGUACUAUUACCAAUUCUCGCCUGCCGCCACCCUGACGUAUUGGCCCGCCCCAGAUUACCGUACUGACCUGACCACGGCUACAUUCUGCAUACCUUAACUUUCCCAUCGUCCACACGCGAAUACGCCGCAGAAGCUCACUUGCGACGACAAACGACGGCGACGACGACGACGACACGCACAAGAGACGUACGACAUACACGAUCUGAUACCACUGCCCGCCCUUUCCCUCCAUCCCCCGUCGAGCACCAUGGCUUCCUCCUAGCUUCCUCUGACCGAGCGCGGUUCGAUUCGUUGUGCGCUGCAUCGCGCCUCAACUUUCUCCUCGUCACACCAUAUCCCGCCGCCAGACUAUUCUCUUUGAUGCACGAUUGUAGAUCUGGUGAUAGGGCGCAGGGCCAUUACACCAUGAAGACACAUCCGCGGCAUUCCCCCUCGGCGGGAAUGUCAUUUACGCACACGACGACCACCCACGCCGCUGUUUCGCGAUCCUCCAAAUCCUCCAAAUCCACGACAACGCCCGUUGCAUCCCCGAGAGGCGCCUUCUCCGUGGGCCAGAACCAUCCGCCGAGGCUCUCGCCUAGCCUGCAGCAGGGCCAGCGGGCCCCGAGUCCAAACUAUUUCGGACUCGUCGUCGAGUCAUCCAACGACCCCCGCGAGUCGUCGGGUCUGGGCAACAACAACAACUGGAGCCCGGCAACGUCAUCUGUAAAGUCAUUUGGUGCGGCGCUUCCUAAGCCUGUCUCCCUCGAACACAAUCACGACUUUGAGGCCUUCAAGAGGCAAGCCGACCUCAAUCGGGGCAAGUCCUUCUCGCUGCCGACGUCACACUAUGUGCAACCUACCUCGAACCCGACCCCAGCCCGCCCACGCCCAUCAAGAUGGCAUACUCAUGCCAGCGAUACUGGCUCCGACGCUUCGUUUUCGCGACCUGUUGGCGCUUUUCACCGCGAGCGCCCGCUAAGUAAGAUGGACGUCGAUCAGGAUAGCCUCCACGACUCAGCUUAUGUCUCGUCGGAUUCCAAGCGCAAUUCGGAGGCGUCCAUCCUGCCGAUGCAGCUGACAGGCCUCCCGCAAUUCCAAUCUCCGCGACCCAUUGAUCAUUCACAGCAGCUGCGCCAUCCGCUGCCGAGGAGCGACGAGAGGGAUUCGCGGCUGUCCAUGAUGUAUUCCAAAGCCGAGCCCCUGUCUCCUCGAAUGGCCGAUAUCAGCCGAGCCGCCACCCUCCCAACAAAGUUGGAGCCAGGGACACCGCUUAUGAUAUCUGGUGACGAGCUGGAGGAGUUGAUGGAUAAAGUCGACUCUGACCACGUGUUACUGCUUGACAUUCGAUCAUCGCAGAACCAUGCUCAGUCCCGCAUCAAGGGCGCUCUGAACAUUUGCAUACCCACUACGCUUCUCAAGAGACCGACCUUUAACAUCCAGAAGCUGCAGCAGACUUUCCAGGGUGGCCUCGGCUCGGCCAAGUUCUCCGUGUGGAAAGGCAUGGAGUGGAUCGUCGUGUACGAUUCACAUGCUUCGGAUAAGCGCGACGCCGUAGCGGCGCAAAACAUGAUUAAGAAAUUCACCAACGAGGGAUUUGCCGGUCAUACGGCCAUCCUGCGAGGCGGCUUUUCCAUGUUUCAGACCUCGCACCCAAAGCUUGUCGAGCACGGGUCUGUUGCCCACCAAGCUACUUCGCCGUCAAACUCCAACGGCAACGGCGGCAGCGGCCUUGCUCCGGUCAUUGGCGGAGUCUGUCUUCCGCAGGCCGGCAACGAAUUGAACCCCUUCUUCUCCAACAUUCGUCAGAACAUGGAUCUUGCAGACGGAGUCGGGCAGCUCGACAUCUCACGCCCAGACGACCUCGAGUCCCCGAUGUUGCCCCCCUGGCUGCGAGAGACGGCCUCCAAGCAGGACCACGGCAAGAAGGUUUCCGACAGGUUCUUGCACGUGGAGCUGGAAGAGCAAGCUCGCAUGAAAAGUGCCUACGCGGCUUUCAAUCCAAACGUCCCGCAGCAAGGCAGGUUCCAGCUAUCUGGCGUCGAAAAAGGUGGCAAGAACCGGUACAAGGACAUUCUUCCAUUUGAGCAUGCUCGAGUCAGGCUUCAGCACAAGUGCGAAGAAGGCUCUUGCGACUACGUCAAUGCGAGCCACAUCUCGGCUUCGAGGAGCAAUAAGAGAUACAUUGCCUCCCAGGGACCCUUGCCGGCCACUUAUGAGGACUUUUGGUCGAUGAUCUGGGAGCAGGAUGUCCGGGUCAUCGUCAUGCUGACGGCCGAAUCUGAGGGAGGGCAGCUCAAGUGCCAUGCAUAUUGGAAGGCCAAGGAGUUUGGGCCCAUCCGGCUCCGGCCCCUGUCCGAGAAGAAGGUGUCGCUAGAUCUCGACAAGCAGCGGUCCGAUUCCCACUCACCGACGGCGACGCAUUCGGCGGCCGACUUUGGCAGGAGACGAGCGAACACGAUGACGAAUGUUGAAUCAACGCCCACACCGAACACGCAGACGCAGACGGACAGCCCGUAUGUGGUGAUACGCAAAUUCGCCUUGUCUCACGCUGCCCACCCCUUUGCCCCGAUUCGCGAGAUCACGCAUCUUCACUUUCCGACGUGGCCCGACUUUGGCGUCCCCGCGCAGCCGGCUCACUUGCUGGCGCUGGUGGAGCUGGCCAAUGUCAUGCAGCGAGCGGCCCUGCCGGUUGAGACGCCCUCGAUUGUCGGAUCCAGGAUGACGUCGAUUGAGACGAUACCCAUAUCGUGGUAUGACGAGCCCGAGAAGGACCCGCACGCUAGGCCGAUGCUGGUGCACUGCUCGGCUGGGUGUGGGCGGACGGGAACGUUUUGCACUGUCGACUCCGUGAUUGACAUGCUCAAGCGCCAACGGCAGGCCAAGCUGGCAGCGGCGAAGGCAAAGGCCACUCAGGCGGACGUUGAGAUGGUAGACCCGACAGAAUCGGCACCGUCGGUGUGUGGGCAGGAGGCAAGCGCUCAGGGAUUCUUCGACUUCAAGCCGUGUCGAGAGGACGCAGUCUCCAACAUCGCCGCGGGAGACCAGAAAUCCAAAUCCCCAGAGAUGGACACGUCUUGGAUUCAGGACGGCACCAUGGAUUUGAUCCAGAAGACAGUUGAGGACUUCCGACAGCAGAGGUUGAGCAUGGUCCAGAGCCUGCGACAGUACGUUUUGUGCUACGAGACGGUGCUGGAAUGGGUUUCUCAGAUGAACGACCGGGCCAGCAACACCAUCUCAGGGCGGUUGCGCAGCGGCAGCCUGCAGCAGACGCGAACCUCGCGGUGA
This is a messenger RNA of Purpureocillium takamizusanense, 3728 nucleotides long. RefSeq names its product Protein-tyrosine-phosphatase (gene Ptp2). NCBI's taxonomy places the organism in Eukaryota, Fungi, Ascomycota, Sordariomycetes, Hypocreales, Ophiocordycipitaceae. The transcript has 2 exons. The record is from RefSeq and is a predicted model, not a curated record. Gene Ontology annotation, biological process: protein dephosphorylation. Gene Ontology annotation, molecular function: protein tyrosine phosphatase activity. Bases 822 to 3728 code for a protein of 968 amino acids.